AUGCCCGACGUCGAGAUGGCUAGAAGAAACGGCGAGAGGAAAGACGAGGUUCCGGAGUUCACUGAGUACCGACCGUUGAACUGGAAAAAGAUCUUUUUGACACCGAAAUACAUCCCAUUUCAUCUCCUCGGUAUCGGCAUUCUUGUUGCUACGAUUUUCAUCAGUCUGCACCAUGACGAGGUCGUGGAGAAACUGAGACCAUUCUCCGAAAAGGUUCGAGAGAUUCCCGGCGGAUUCCUCAUCCCGAUUGCGAUUUUGAUUCUCAUCUCGUUUCCCCCGCUAUUCGGACACGAGAUCGUCGCCCUUUUGUGCGGUGUUGUGUAUGGACUAUGGAUUGGUUUUGCGAUUGUGGCUGCAGGAACCUUCAUUGGUGAAAUUGGAACUUGGUUCGCAUUCAAGUACACACUGCGACGCAAGGCUCAGAAGCUGGAGAGGACGAACCUGAACUACGGCGCCCUCGCGCGGUUGACCAGAGAUGGUGGUUUCUGGAUCGUCUUCAUUAUCCGAUUCUCCGUGAUCCCGUCCCACUUCUCGACGGCAGUCUUCUCGACCUGUGACGUCAAGUUCUGGCACUUCGCCGUCUCGACCUUCCUGACGCUCCCGAAGCAGAUCAUUCUCGUCUACCUCGGCGUCCUCCUCGUCGAGAAGAAGCAGAACGGCAACAACACCAUCAAGAACGUCGUCUUCGGGGCGACAUUCGUCCUGACUAUCGCCCUCGCUGUGUACAUCUGGGUCAAGAUGCGCCGGGUCAAGAAGAUGCUCUUGGCGGAGCAGGAACAGAGGAAGAUGCAGCAACAGAUUGAGAUGUUGCCGCAAAAGGUUGAGGUCGAUGCUGUUGAGACGGAGGUGAUUCCGCUGCAGCCUGGCAUGCCAGGAAUGCCUGCGACGAGGAGCGACAGGCCGGGCUACCCACAAUGGAUUUGA
Molecule: messenger RNA, 924 nt
Organism: Colletotrichum chrysophilum
Lineage: Eukaryota; Fungi; Ascomycota; Sordariomycetes; Glomerellales; Glomerellaceae
Gene: TVP38
Product: Tlg2-vesicle protein
Exons: 5
Coding region: 1-924 (307 amino acids)
Source: RefSeq, a predicted model, not a curated record